Centruroides sculpturatus (bark scorpion) is the source of this 1275-nucleotide messenger RNA. RefSeq names its product NAD-dependent protein deacylase sirtuin-5, mitochondrial-like. The transcript is spliced from 9 exons. The record is from RefSeq and is a predicted model, not a curated record. Bases 219 to 1088 code for a protein of 289 amino acids. Lineage: Eukaryota; Metazoa; Arthropoda; Arachnida; Scorpiones; Buthidae. Gene Ontology annotation, molecular function: protein-malonyllysine demalonylase activity; NAD+ binding; protein-succinyllysine desuccinylase activity.
GUAUUUAUUUAACGAAUAAUUAAUUAAUACACUAGAAAUUAUUCGUGGAAGCAAAAAGUUGAUUUUUAAAUAUUCUAGAGAAUUUAUUGCAUAAUAAACAUUUAAGUAUAAAUUUACGUUCACUUCGGAAUCACGAUUCGUCUAAAGGGCAAGUAGUCACGUGAUUAGUUGUUUACCCUUUCGCGGUUCCCCCCGCGAACGUAAAUUGUGAUACAAAAAUGUCUCUCUCUCCAUCUAUUCGUCUGUUUGUAGGCAAAGUUUCCUUAAUCGAGCACAUAUGUAAACGAGCCAGUUCUGAUUCAGCUAGCUUCAGGGAAAUAUUUAAGAAGGCUAAACAUGUAGUUGCUCUAACUGGAGCAGGAAUUAGUGCAGAAAGUGGUUUGCCAACUUUUCGUGGUUCCAGUGGUUUGUGGAGGAAAUAUAAUUCUCAGGAUUUAGCUACUCCAACUGCAUUUUUUUCCAAUCCGUCUUUAGUAUGGGAAUUUUAUAGCUACAGAAGAGAUUUAGUUUUGGGUAAAAGACCAAAUCCGGCCCACAUUGCUCUUGCCGAAGCUGAAAAACACAUGGAGGAAAAAGGACAUCGUCUAGUGGUAAUAACACAAAACAUUGACGAAUUACAUAAAGCUGCCGGCACAAAAAAUUUGUUGGAAUUACAUGGAACUCUGUUCAAGACACGAUGCAUAAAAUGCGGACAUCUGAAAGAAAACAGAGACAGUCCGAUUUGUCCAGCUUUGUCCGGUAAAGGAUCACCAGAUCCGAAUGUUGAAGAUGCAAGAAUUCCAGAAAAUGAACUUCCAAGAUGUACGAAAUGUUCCGGAUUGCUGCGCCCUCAUGUAGUCUGGUUUGGAGAAUCGUUAGAUCCUGACAUCCUACAGAGUGCACAGCAAGAAUUAGAUAAUUGUGAUUUGUGCCUUGUGAUUGGCACCUCAUCCGUGGUGUAUCCUGCAGCCAUGUUUGCACCGGCAGUCGCCGCUCGUGGUAUUCCAGUCGCAGAGUUUAAUAUAGAAGCAACACCUGGAGCAGAAAAUUUUGGAUUCCAUUUUGAAGGUCAGUGCGGUAGUACUUUGCCACGCUUAGUACGAUUAUAGUUAUGCAGCAGAAAAACCAUUUUGCCUGUAAUUAAUGUAGAAGACAAGAGUUACUAAGUUAGUAAUAGAAAGGCCUUAUGAUUUCCUAAAAUACAAUGCACAAUUUAUAAUUUUUGUUAGAUUAAAAAUCAUAUUGUUAUAGAAAAUACUUGUAUACAAAUUCAAAUAAAAUUUCUCAGCAAAACAA